GACCCCUUUAUUGUGAUCAAGAUGAUAUGUAACGUUAGUAGACUUAUUGGAAUAAAUAAGAUGUAAUCCUGUACAUACAAGUGCAGCGCCUGACAGCGGAGAUCCUGUCACGUGAUUGGUCGGUGCAGCGGGUGACGUCGGUUAUCGUUGCGGAGCUGUUUCCCCACUUGACCGGUAACUGCCGGGAUCCCGCAUAUUUCACUGCUGCGCAAGAGGGGCCACAGGGAGACAGACAGGAAGACACACCCCCACGGGGGAAGUAUCGUAAUCGGGGCAAACACACAGAUCUGGAUCCCUAAUACUAUCAGACACCCUACCCGAGGGAGAAAACUUACCAGCCUCCGCCAGUGAUGGAGCCGGACACGCAGUGACCCCGCACCGCUACACACCACGUCCGCACACCCGGCCGCCCGCAGCAGCGCACACACCCUCUCCGGAGCCCAGAUCACGGCUGCCGAGCGGGAUGCAGGAGGAGCGUGGGCAAGCGGAUGACAAGCCUGCAGACGAGCCGGUGGAUGAGAAACAAGAGCUGGGGGAGGAGGACGGGCAGCAGGCAGCGAAAGCCGGAACAGCCUCUCCCCGGGACAGCAGGAGCGACUCGGACAGCGUGGAGAGCAGCGACACCCCGACCCCACCGACCUGUAAGAUCUGCUUCCAGGGCUCCGAGCAGGGUGAGUUACUUAACCCAUGUCGCUGUGAUGGAUCUGUGAGAUACACACAUCAGCUAUGCUUAUUAAAGUGGAUUAGUGAGAGAGGAUCGUGGACCUGUGAACUGUGCUGCUAUAGAUAUCAUGUCAUAGCAAUUAAAAUGAAGAAACCAUGUCAGUGGCAGCGCAUUACGGUGACGCUGGUGGAAAAGGUUCAAAUGAUUGCUGUAAUCCUUGGAUCAUUAUUCCUAGUAUCUAGUGUGACAUGGCUUCUGUGGUCAGCACUUAGCCCUUUGGCAGUAUGGCAAAGAAGGGACAUCCUGUUUCAAAUAUGCUACGGCAUGUAUGGCUUCAUGGAUCUUGUGUGUAUAGGUUUAAUUAUCCAUGAAGGAGCUGCUGUGUAUAAGGUCUUCAGAAGAUGGAGAGCAGUGAACUUGCAUUGGGAUGUGUUGAAUUACGACAAAGCAACAGACAUAGAGGAGAGCAGCCGUGCAGUGCCUUCAACCAGUAGGACAUUGUGGCUACCCCUGACAGCAUUGCGAUCCAGGACCUUGGUUAAUCCUACACAGUUAAGCUCUCCCCGAUUGCAGUGUGGCUAUUUACUGCUACAUCUGUUCAACAGAAUGAGACCUACUUCAGAGGACUCCAUAGAGGACAAUAAUUCUGGUGAGGUUGUUAUGAGAGUGACUUCAGUAUAAGGAGGAAAAUGGUUCUCAGUAAGGACGACUACAACAUUCCCCCAGCUGUGGACAGUGUUUUUGAAUGUUGGUGCAAUGAACCCAAAGCACUUUUAAAGUAUUUAAAUAUAUAAUAAAACAUUUUUUAACUUUAUUCUUUUUUAUAGAAGCUGUUAUAUUAAAAAUACAGUUUUCAGAUUCUAAA
Pseudophryne corroboree (corroboree frog) is the source of this 1529-nucleotide messenger RNA. It is a transcript of the gene MARCHF11, whose product is annotated as membrane associated ring-CH-type finger 11. The transcript has 5 exons. The coding region runs from base 464 to 1345 and encodes 293 amino acids. Lineage: Eukaryota; Metazoa; Chordata; Amphibia; Anura; Myobatrachidae. The record is from RefSeq and is a predicted model, not a curated record. Gene Ontology annotation, biological process: protein ubiquitination. Gene Ontology annotation, molecular function: zinc ion binding; ubiquitin-protein transferase activity.